Molecule: messenger RNA, 1140 nt
Organism: Striga hermonthica
Lineage: Eukaryota; Viridiplantae; Streptophyta; Magnoliopsida; Lamiales; Orobanchaceae
Source: the annotation of a GenBank genome assembly
AUGACCGUGAGUUUUCAUUAUGGGGGGACAUUUUAUAUUGAAGUUCAAGGUUCAGCCUACCUAGGUGGGGAGACCAUAACAUUUGACUAUGUGGACUAUACAAUUGUGACUUUGGAUGAUUUCAAGUCCAUUGCAGAAAGUAAAGGUAUUUCUAAACCUUUGAGGGGAGAAAAUGAGGGGGCUGGGGAGGCUAGUAAUGUGAAUGUGGAUGUCAGGGAAGAAAAUGAGGGGGCUGAUGAGAGUGAAGAACAUAGUAGUGGAAAUGAUGAUGAGAGUGAUGAAUUGUUUGAAUGGGAAUAUGAUAUGAGGGAAGAUAAGUUAGAUGAUAAACUUUUUGAUGAAAAUGUUGAUGUUGAUGCUGAAUGGUUAGGAUCUCAUAAUGCUGUUAAUGAUACUUAUUCAGAUGAGAAUUGGAAUGAGAAUGAGGGACUUGGUGAUGAACAAGAAGUUGUUUACAAUGAGGACUUGCACAGUGAAUGCAUUUUUGAUGAAGAAAAUGAGAGGGUCAAGUUUCAUGUGUUUAACUCUAUUGAAUUAUUUGAUCCCACUUUUAAAAUGGGCAUGCUUUUCAGCUCCAAAACUGAACUGAGGACAACUAUACAUUCUAGGGCCAUUAAAUGCAAAAGAAGUGUGAAAAUUACUAAGAAUGAUAGCAAAUAUGUUCAUGCCAAGUGUCUUGACAAUUCUUGUAAUUGGAAACUUCAUGCUGCCAAAUUAGGAGAUGACCAAGCCUUCCAAAUCAUAAAAUAUACUCCAAGGCACACAUGUGCAGAAACAGGGAAGGUUAAAAAUAUAACUUCUACUUGGUUAGCUUGCAAAUAUGCAAGUGAGUUUAAUGAUGAUCCUGAUAGAAAGAUCAAAGGAUUCAGGAAGUCUUUGGUGAGGGAGCUGAGGGUGCAUGUUAGUAAUCAACAGGCAUAUAGGUGUAAGUUGAAAGCAGUUGCUGCAAACCAGGGAUGCCCUACUGAUCAAUAUACUUUACUGUGGGAUUAUUGUGAUGAACUUAGGAGAACAAAUCCUGGUAGCACAGUGGUUAUGGGUAUUGAUGAGAGUAGUGGUGAGAAUCUGUUUGAAAGGAUGUACAUUUGCUUGAGUGCUCUGAAGGCAGAGGCUCGACUCUCCUCAAGCUACAAAUUAUGA